GGGAUGCUUUCACUAUAAAUUAAUGCUCAGUUGAAAGCAAGUUCCAUUGUACUCUCAAAUUAAGUCUUUCUUGUUGGAUAGUGAAGGAAGUUACAAAGAUAUGAAGCUCCAGAAUACCCUAAUUCUCCUAGCACUUUUAUGUGCAACCCUUUUUCUGGCUUCAGCUCUAGCAGUUGAUGAGAAAUCUCAAGAUGAGAAACAAGCAAGCAAAGGCCAGACAACUGUUCAAUGCUGCAAAACAAGGCCAAGGUGGUUAUGGUGGAGGCCAUGGCGGCCAUGGAGGCGGUGGUCAUGGAGGUGGCUGCUAUGGAGGCGGUGGUCACGGAUGCGGCGGCUAUGGAGGUGGUGGUCAUGGAGGCGGUGGCCAUGGUGGAGGGUGCAGAUACGGGUGCUUCGGUGGAUAUGGGAGAGGAGGAGGCUGCAGGUGUUGCUAGAUCUACUGCUCAAGAAGCUCUGGCCUACAUGCAAAUGAAGCGAAUCACCCAUAAAUGAAGAACGGAAACAACUUCAAGUCAAUCUGCUUUUGUAAUAGUCCAUAAUAAAAGUAUGUUUCUGGAGUUCUAGCAUAGAUUAAUGCAGUUGCAUGCAAGUGCUGGAAAUGAUAUAUCAGCAAAUACGCAAUAAAUAUCAGUGUUUUAUUA
This is a messenger RNA of Nicotiana tabacum (common tobacco), 641 nucleotides long. Lineage: Eukaryota; Viridiplantae; Streptophyta; Magnoliopsida; Solanales; Solanaceae. The record is from RefSeq and is a predicted model, not a curated record.